AUGAACCCAGACGACGCCAUGGCCGAUUCCCAAACAGCAGAAGAGGGAGCAAGCCACGUCCAUCUCAACGCACAGCAGCAACAGCCCGGGAACAAGCCAGCAGUCGCGGCCUGGAACACCAAGAAGUUCCGGGACGAGUAUGAGAUUUCCAAACACCGCCUUUUGGACCAGAAGUUCAGCUCUACCGAGUACCCGGAUCCGCUUGCGCCGCGACCCCCUCAUCCCAAGCAGUACCCAAAAGGCACCGACCCCGCGUUGGAGCGGCAGCUGAAGCAGCUGAUUGCUGAUAUCCGGCCUGGCGCACAAUGA
Molecule: messenger RNA, 309 nt
Organism: Canariomyces notabilis
Lineage: Eukaryota; Fungi; Ascomycota; Sordariomycetes; Sordariales; Chaetomiaceae
Exons: 2
Coding region: 1-309 (102 amino acids)
Source: RefSeq, a predicted model, not a curated record